Molecule: messenger RNA, 694 nt
Organism: Macroventuria anomochaeta
Lineage: Eukaryota; Fungi; Ascomycota; Dothideomycetes; Pleosporales; Didymellaceae
Exons: 2
Coding region: 111-602 (163 amino acids)
Source: RefSeq, a predicted model, not a curated record
UAUCUCCUACUGCCUAUUCCAGCACCAUCUGCCAUAUCUCAAGCUCUGUCAUUCCUCUCGCCACUCCACACCAACACAACACGAACUCGCCCACUGACUUCUGCUACAUCAUGUCCUCCAAUGACAAGCCAGUCUACUUUGCGUCCUCCACCGAGCUCGCCGAUCUGGGCGCUGCCCGCUUUGACCAUGACACUGCGGCCGUCGGCGACAAGGACUUCGCUCUCACCUCCUACUCACAUGCACCCGUCACCGUGCAAGCUGGCCGCGCCCCCAAAGGUCUCGAAAACCAGGUCUUUGCGUGGAACACCUUCCAGUACACCACAAGCGAGCGUGAUGAGAAAGAAGAGAAGAAAGGCGAUCUACACGAGGGGCAGCUGCACCGGCAGAACAGAGCUGCUGCGGGUAUCCCGCCGGCAAGCUACGGUCGUGGUGGAGCGAGGAGCGGCCGAGGUGGAAGGGUUGGUGAAGCGGCUGGCAGGAACGAUGGGCAGCUGGAUGCGCUCUGCGCGGGGAGGAAGCCCGAGGGCAAUGCGCUGCCGCUGGCGAAGGGAUUUGCGGAAGAGCUGGACAAGAGCAUGUUUUGGGAUGGGCCGAUCUGCUGAGAGGCGCACUCUUUCUGAGCUCAAUCAGCCUGAAGGGUCUCCGCUCGUGAAGCGGAUUGUCAUCAUACAACGCCGAGCUGGCCAAGCUGGAU